UGAGAAAAUACAAGCAAAGCGAUAUAUCAAGCAGAGAACAAUACAAGUAGUGCUACCAUACAAGAUCCAUUAAUUGAGUUCCAGAAGAAUCAAAGUGCGCAGAGUAGAGGUGUAAGUGCCAGAGUGAUUUUUUUUAGGGGUUGGUUAGGUGUUCAUGUAAGAGGUGGGCUGUCUUUUGAAAAUAGAGACAGAUUCUGCGGUCCGGAUUGAGGUUGGAAGGUCAUUCCACCAGGGAGGAACAGUUAGUUUGAAGGUUCUUGAAAGGGACCUUGAGCCACGCUGAGUAGGAACUACUAAGCGUCGGUCGUUGAUUGAUGGCAGAUUGCAUGAGGGAGCGUAAACCUUCAGGAGAGAGUUGAGGUAGGGGGCGCUGUUCCAGACAAGGUCUUGUAGGUGAGCAUCAAGGCCUUGAAUUUGAUGCGGGCGGCUACAGGAAGCCAGUGGAGGGAGAUGAAGAGGGGUGUGACAUGGGUGCUCUUGGGUUGGUUGAAGACGAGACGUGCUGCUACAUUCUGAAUCAUCUGAAGGGGUUUGAUGGAGCUGCUGGGAGGCCCGAGAGUAGUGAGUUGCAGUAGGCCAGUUUUGACAUAACAAGAGCCUGGACUAGUAUCUGUGUGGCCUGUUCGGUGAGGCAGGGUCGGAUUUUCUUGAUGUUGUACAGGAUGAACCUACAGGAUCGUGCAGUUGUUGAGAUGUGGUCUGUAAAGGUCAAGCUGUCGUCGAGAAUCACCCCGAGGUUCCUGGCCGUCCUGGUUGGCUCGAGUGUGGUUGAGCCGAGCUGUACAGUGAGGUUGUGGUUGAUUGAGGGACAGGCUGGGAUGACGAGAAGGACAGAUUUUGCCAGGUUGAGUUUAAGAUGGUGUUCCCUCAUGCAGACCGAGAUGUCCGACAGGCAAGCAGAGAUGCGUGCAGAGACGGAUGGAUCGUCACUGGAAGGACAAAUGGAGCUGGGUGUCAUCAACAUAGCACUCAUAUGAGAAGCCAUGAGACUCAAUCACCUGCCCUAGAGAUGAUGUGUAGAUAGAAAAGAGGAGUGGACCCAGAACUGACCCCUGAGGAACGCCAGUUCUGAGUCACUGAGUUUCAGAAAUACCUCCCCUCCAUGAUACCUUGAAGGAUCUGUCUGAGAGAUAGGAUUCAAUCCAGUGCAGAACCGUUCCAGUGAUGCCCAGGCUAGAGGGAGUUGACAGGAAGAUCUGAUGGUUCACAGUGUCGAAAGCAGCAGAGAGGUCGAGCUUUAGUAUUUGCUGAAAGACUUUAAAAAAGGACUUCAUCAAAUCAUAGAUGAAUGUCAGUCUGGUUUUAUAAAGGGCAUCUAUAUCUGUAAUAAUAUUCAUUAUUUUGAAAGUAUGUUUAUGAUCAUAACCUUUGAACCGUGUGUCCAAAAUUUACGACGACUUCAACGCAAAAUAUGGCGUCAAUUACCUGUCUUCAUGUGGCUACAAGCAAUGCCUAUUUCACUAAGCUCUAGCAUCUCUACCAUCAUCAUCAUCAGUGCAACCUGCAUGCCCUGGAACAUAAUCAGGAUCCUCCACAUUAUCAUCUUCACUGUCUUCUACCUCUGACUCCUCUGGCUGAAUAGGAAUCACAGCCUAGCAUUAUCCUUUACCACAAAACAGUUUAGUGUCCAUCUUUCCUUUACACUACUAAAAUCCCAUUAAUUGUUUGACUAUAUUGUUUACUUGAGGAAAACAUAAAAUAUUCCCUUGACCAUACUUAUAAUCCACUCACAGGUCGCCCUCUCAUCACAUGUUAGCCACUAAAAAUAUCCCAAACACCCCAUUUACUGUUCAAUUCAACAUUUUUUUUUCUUUUUUCAUAUUCAACUAUUAAAAAAUUUCCACUCCUCUCUUCAAGUUACUGAAUGAACGUGUAGUAAUGUCUCUUCUCUUCCGGCAGAUGUCGCCACUGCACCUAAAAUGCUGUUAGAAACACUCAAGAGUUAAAGUACUAGAUUGUAGCAUACAUGUUUUGUACCUGUAGUAUGUAUAUUUUACCAAGAAAUAUCGUUUUAGUUGCAGAAUUGGACCUUACACUACUCUAAAAACAAAAAGGUACGUUACAGUACCAGCCUAUCGACAAGGAGAGGUACCAUUUGGUACCUUUAUGUCUGGGAGUGUAUUUAAAAAAAAACCUAAUGUAUUAUUCUCACAUGGUCAAUUCGCAUGUCUGAGUGGGUUUCCUCCGGGGUCUCUGGUUUCCUCCCACCUCUUAAACCCAUGCCAGUAGGUGGAUUUGAUACUUGCGCCGUGUGCGUACGCGUGUGUGUGGAUUUGGACUCGUCGAUGCACACGUGCAACGUGAUUGGCGCACACGUUCACGCGCUCACGCCGUUUGUAAACUAAGCCCCGGCCAUCACAUCUCCGUGCAGCGUUGCCACAUUGCGCGCUUCUCAAGGAUCAAGGAGAAUCCGAAGAAGCUGAACAGGGAGGUAGGAAAAUCUGGCAACCUCGAGCACGCGCACACUGCCUGGAGUUAAAUCAACUUUACGCACGGUCACGGUGGAGUAAAUAAUUCCCACACACACCAUGGAGAGACGCGCACUCUUCAUCCCCCGGCUGACAUUGACAGCAAGUACUUGGACGGACACGCCGCGAGCCAGAUGUUGAGUGAGAAACGCCAGAUGUCGAGCGGCUCGCGAUGCUUCUGAACGAGAGUCAGGUGAACGGCUCCACCGCUGGAGAGCACGCGCUCCACAGAGCGCCGUGGAUCACCAUGUCGCUCGGCUGCUUCCUGAUCUUCACCAUCGUGGUGGAUAUUUUGGGUAACCUGCUGGUGAUUUUCUCCGUCUACCGGAACAAGAAACUUCGGAACGCCGGUAACAUCUUCGUGGUGAGUCUGGCUGUCGCCGACCUGGUGGUUGCUCUGUACCCGUACCCCCUGGUGCUGACGGCCAUCUUCGGGCACGGUUGGCGCGUGGGCGCAGCGCAGUGCCAGAUCAGCGGCUUCCUGAUGGGCGUCAGCGUAGUCGGGUCGAUUUUCAACAUCGCAGGCAUUGCUGUGAACCGCUACUGCUACAUCUGCCACAGCCUGCGCUACGAGCGGCUGUUCAGCGAGCGCAACUCGGCGUGCUACGUGGCGCUGAUCUGGACGCUGAGCGUGCUGGCUGUGGUGCCCAACGUGUUCGUCGGGUCGCUCCGCUACGACGAUCGGGUCUACUCGUGCACGUUCGCGCAGUCGGCCAGCGCCGCGUACACCCUCGCCGUCGUCUCCUUCCACUUCCUGCUGCCCAUACUAGUGGUGGCCUACUGUUACCUGCGCAUAUGGGUGUUGGUAAUCCGGGCGCGGAGGCGAGCGCGGCCUGAGACCCGACCGGGUGGCGUGAUGCCGCAGGACGUGCGCAACUUCGUGACUAUGUUCGCCGUCUUUGUGCUUUUCGCCGUAUGCUGGGCGCCACUUAACGCCAUUGGCCUAGCUGUGGCUGUAGCGCCCGAGCGAGCUGUCCCCGAGUGGCUCUUUGUAGCCAGCUACUUUCUGGCGUACUUCAACAGCUGCCUGAACGCCAUCGUCUACGGUGCGCUCAACCAGAACUUCCGCCGUGAAUACAAGCGCAUCAUCUUGUCUCUCUGCACAACGUCCGUGUUCUUUCCGGAAAACUCGAACGAUGCGCAGGAGAGGCUCCGGAACAAACCGUCGCCGCCCUUCACCAACAACAACCAGGACAAAGUGGACUCAGUGUGACGAAUAUAUAUAUAUAUAUACACUGUAUAUGUGAAAAUUCUCAAGGAAGGUGCUAUUACUACGAACCAAGAACAAAACAAAACCAGCUUGACUGAAGACCACCCGCUAGCAAACGCAACAAAAAGGUGGAUUCUCAUCUUUAUACAAAUCAAAACCUGCAGGGGAAAAAAACGUUUUUAUUAUCACACGCUUUCACGUGUCUCAAGCUCAUUAUUUGUUUUACAUGUAAAUCAUUUGCUAUGACUGUUUUCUAUGAAAUGAAAACGAAAUGUAUGACGUGUAAAAAAAAAAAAAAAUCUAUCUAUAUAUAUAAAUAUACUCAUUUAUUUCGAGUCUCUCGACACCUCACGAUCGAGUUCAGGAUUCAGGUUGACACAAGCAUAAACACGUCACGUCCUUUAUGCAUCGUAACGUGUCUUCGUUUUGUAUUUUUGAGGCCCGUUUUGGCGCUAUUAAAGUGCUGCGUUUGAAAUAAAAUAGUAUCAAUUUGAUUCGUUGCUAUCGUUGAAACCGUAACGUCAUCAUACUGUCCGUUUUUUUUUCAUUCGGAAUGUUUGGUACUGUUGAUGUUUAUGAAAUUUAGAAAGGGGGGGGGGGGUCUUCUGUGCAACUUCUUUGUAAGUCUGCUGCCGUUUGGACGGGAUCGUGAUGCGUUGAGGGGGGAAAAAAUAAGAGUGAUAAAAAAUACAUAAACACCAGCAAAACUUUCCUGCAUCAAUAAAUCAGUGAAAAGAGUUUACUAGGUUUUUUUUUUGUUGUUGUUUUUUUAAAAAAUAUUUACCCCUCUGUUAACUCUCUGCUCGUCGAGCAAGCAAUAUUACCUGAGCGCUGCUUACCCACAAUCCCCUGCAAACGUCUUCUGAACACAAUAUCUGUAAGAAAUAUGGCUUCUCUCUUAUGUUUCUCUGUUUUCUCUGUCUUUUUCCUUUUAAAAAAAAAAUCUCUCUCUCUUUUAAUUCGUAUGCAUGGAUCUUGAGAGUCCAUAUGCAAAAUGACGGAUGAAUAAAAAAACGACGUGAUGAUCAGA
Ictalurus punctatus (channel catfish) is the source of this 4708-nucleotide messenger RNA. RefSeq names its product melatonin receptor 1A a (gene mtnr1aa). The record is from RefSeq and is a predicted model, not a curated record. The transcript is spliced from 2 exons. Gene Ontology annotation, biological process: G protein-coupled receptor signaling pathway. Lineage: Eukaryota; Metazoa; Chordata; Actinopteri; Siluriformes; Ictaluridae. Gene Ontology annotation, cellular component: membrane. Bases 2641 to 3681 code for a protein of 346 amino acids. Gene Ontology annotation, molecular function: melatonin receptor activity.